Molecule: messenger RNA, 1091 nt
Organism: Callorhinchus milii (elephant shark)
Lineage: Eukaryota; Metazoa; Chordata; Chondrichthyes; Chimaeriformes; Callorhinchidae
Gene: pigl
Product: phosphatidylinositol glycan anchor biosynthesis, class L
Exons: 7
Coding region: 23-865 (280 amino acids)
Biological process (GO): GPI anchor biosynthetic process
Cellular component (GO): endoplasmic reticulum
Molecular function (GO): N-acetylglucosaminylphosphatidylinositol deacetylase activity
Source: RefSeq, a predicted model, not a curated record
GGUGGCGCGGUUGCCCGCUGCCAUGGAGACGCCGGGCCUGGCGGGAGCCGGGCUCCUGGCGGCCGCUCUCUGCCUCGGCCUCUCUCUGUGGAUGCGGAAAAUCAGCGGCGAAAUCAGGGGACGUGAGCGGCAGCGCCUGGGCUUGUGGUUGGCGCCGGCGGCGGGAGAGGGAGAGGGCGCGGCGGCGGGCGGGGGCCUGUCCCCGCCUGUGACCGGGGGCCUGAGGCCGGCGCUGCUGGUGAUCGCUCACCCGGACGACGAGUGCAUGUUUUUCGCUCCGGCCGCGGUCAGGCUGGUGGGCUGCGGGGUCCCCGUGCGGGUCCUGUGUUUGUCGGCAGGGAAUUUCUACAAUCAAGGGGAGAUUCGUAAGAAAGAGCUACUGGAGAGCUGUGGUGCUCUAGGAAUCUCCUUGUCCCAUAUAACCGUCCUAGACCACAGAGAUCUUCCGGAUCAUCCAAGAGUGCAAUGGGACCGGGACCUUGUCUCGUCACUUAUCUUGAGAUACAUCCAAUCGCAUCACAUCGGCCUGGUACUAACAUUCGAUGAAGGAGGAGUGAGCGGACAUGUCAAUCACAUCGCUGUCUACUAUGCUGUCAGGAAGCUUUGCUCAGAGCGGAAGCUACCGGUGGGGUGCCGGGUUCUUGUACUAGAAUCCACCAACAUCAUUCGGAAAUACAUCUCCAUCCUGGACCUGCCGAUCAGCUGGCUAAGACCUCAUGAUAUGAUAUACAUAUUAUCUAGUGAGGAAUAUCAACAGGCCAGGAACGCUAUGCUCUGUCAUCGAAGUCAGCUGCUCUGGUUCCGCCAUAUCUACCUACGAAUUUCUCGUUACAUGCUUAUAAAUACACUGAACCAAAUUUCCUGAUAAACUUCGGAUCAGGAUCAUUGCCCUUCAAAUGUAUUGGAUUCUGUUUAUCAAAGUGAUGAAAAAUCCUGUUUUUCUGGGCAGUUUGAUUCUUUGCAGAGAUGUUUGAAGAUAGUGGGGAAAAAAGCCCAAAACAAUAUUAUCAAUAAGCACUUUAAUACAAGUCUGAGCGGUAUCUAGUACAUGAAUACCAGGCACAAAGUGUCUUUCAAAAGCAGUGUCAAAC